CUCCAGGCUGCCGAGCUGGGGCUGAGGCUGCUGCAGCAGGAAGCUUGUAGGAGAAGAUGGCUGAUGAUUCUAAUGAAACCCCACUGGAGGAACUAGCAGGAGGAAGUAUAGAAGGAGAUGAAGCUUCAGAAGAAACUCCACAAAACGAACAAGGGGCUCAGGAGACUGAAUUACCCAAGCAGGUCACCGAAAUGCCAGCUGAUGUGCUAGCAGGUGAUACAGAAUCUACGGACAUUUUGGAAAUGGAGACCCAGGCCCCAACAACCACAGCAGACAAUUUCUCAGUGGACGCUGCCACCCCUGAGACACAAGAGAACGAACUGAGCAUGACAAGUCCCCAUGAACUGGUGGCUGAUGUCACUGAAGGGCCAUCAGAGGAAAGAGAAGAAACUGCAGCAAUAACAGGAACAUUAGAAGAUAUUGGACAAGAUGAACAGCAGGUACCCACAGUGCCGCAAUGGGAGAGUGAGGUUCCUGCUAGACUACCAAGCUCCACCAAGGUGGAGCAGGACAUGCAGCAAAUAGGCCAAGAAGCACAAGAAAGUGACUGGAAAAAUCUGAGGGACAAAGAGAGUUUAGCAGAUCAGGAAAGCCGGAGCAUAGAAGCAGGUGUUGAAAUGAGCCAAGAAGAGGCAGGAUCCUUAGAAGCACCAAUCACUGCCAGCUCAGCUGCAGCUGAGGAGGAGUCACUAGUGUCCUCAGCCACACCUGGCUUGUUGUUUGAAGAGGAUGAGCACAUCAAAACACAUCCAAUUAGUUUGUCUUGGGCAUUUGGUUACAAUAGCCACCUCCCUGUUUACAGCCUGCUUGAUGAAGAGCACAGGGUGAUCCUAUAUGUUUCCUCUCACACUGCUGUGAUCCACGACAUACUCAGAAACCGGCAAUAUCAUCUACAGGGUCACUCUAAUUCUAUUUCUUGUCUAUGUGUAAGUGAAGACAGGCGAUGGAUUGCAACAGCUGACCAGGGACCUGAUAAUCUAAUCAUUGUGUGGGAUGCCUUCUCAGGGAUUCCUGUCCAUACGAUAUUUGAUAGUCACCCAGAAGAUGGGGUUGGUGCUAUUGCUAUUUCCCAGGAUGCUAAGUAUUUGGUAACACUUAGUGCUGGCAAAAUACAGAGAGUUUGCAUUUGGAAGUGGACUUCACCUGAAAAGAAACCUAUGUGUAGUGUAGAAUUGCAACCUGCAUUUGGUUAUCAGAACUACAUUGUUUUUAAUCCAAAAAAUCACAAGGAACUAGUCAGCAACAGUAAAACUCAAGUGAUAUUUUAUCUAUGGGACAGUACCGGGUUGCAGCACAGCGCUCCUCAUCUAACUGACAGAACUUUCAACAAGACGGUGGGACUCUUUAGUCAGUCAGUUUUUCAUUUUGGCAAUUUGCAAGCUCUUACGGCCACAUCGGGAGGGAAGUUGGUGGUGUGGGAUGCAGUCUGCCCACCGUCCAUGUCUGCCAGCUUGUGUGUAAAACCACAUAAUAGGAAGGCUAUUAAGCUGAUGUAUGUGCAGAAAGAUGCCCUCACUGUGCUUACUGCAUCUGACAGCUAUUUUGUAACUUGUGAUGUCAAAGGGCAUACUAAAUUCUAUGAUGGCCAGCUGCAGCUUGUGAACUGGUACAGCCACUUUAAACUGGGACCCAUCCAAUCCAUUUCCUUUUCAAAAAACCCUUCCAGUCUGGCCAACAACAACUCAGACUACUCCAGUUCUUGUACUAUACAUGGUCAGCCAUUUAUUAUCAGGAAUUUUAUUCUCUCCACGUUGGACGCAACAGUGCUUCACAUUACAGCAGAGGGGACAAAACUGGAAAAAUUAAUGGAGGAGGCCAAGGAAGCUGUUAAUGCCAUUGCUUGCCACCCUAGCCAGCCUCUCAUUGCCAUAGGAAGUCACUGUGGGCUGCUAAAGGUGUGGGACUAUAUGCAGACAAAGUACCUCAUUAGCCGAAUCUUUAUGGGGGCCAGUAUCCAGUGCCUCUCCUAUGACCCUGCAGGUUCUUUUCUGGCGGCUGGUUUUACUGAUGGAACCGUUUACAUCCUUGAUUCUAUUUCAUUAGAAGAUGAUUGCAAAGAGUUCAAAUACUCAAGAGGCCCAGUAACUCAAAUAAGCUUCUCUCAUGAUUCCCAGUAUCUUGCAACUGCUGAUGAAAAAUAUGCAGUGACUGUUUACAAAAGAAUAUGGAAAAAUGGUGAAAGAUCCUGGGAGCACCUAGCAGGGCUUCAUUCACAUUAUAAACCAAUUCGAAGUAUAAUAUUUGGAGUCCUUUUAGACAGCGAUCAACCAAGGCUCUUAAGCCUUGGGGAGGACAGGCUGUUGGUGGAGUAUGAUCUAGGCAGCAGCAGUAAAGAAUACCUGGCCGUCCUGCGAAGAGACCGCAUUGAACAGAACGCAAUCCCAAUGUGUUUGGCCUGGUACCCUCCCUUCACUCCAGAAGCUUUUAUUCUCACUGCCAAUAAUCGGUACAAAAUGAAGCUUUAUAAUGCUACGACCAAAAUGUGCAGAAAGACACUUCUGGGGCCAACCUAUGGGUCCCCUCUUGAGAAGAUACAAAUCCUUCCAGCAACAAACAGUCAGGAUCCACAGAAACGAUAUCUGGCCUAUAUUACAAAAGAUAAGGUUGGCUUGCAGAUUUUGCCCAUUGAUGGUAACCCCCACAAGUCCUCGGCUUUCAUUUGCCAUCCAGGAGGUGUCUCCAACCUUGCUAGUUCCUACGACGGAUGCCAUGUCUUUACAGCUGGGGGGAACGAUUGCAUCGUGAUGAAAUGGGAAAUUAAUGUCAAUGCUUUGGAGGCUGCUGUUUCUCUGGGCGGUGAGGAUUUGAUCCCAUUUUACAACCUUUUGGAUGGCGGCAGAGAUGGUGAAUUCUUCAGGGAACUGGAGGACUAUUUUUACUAUGCACAGCUGCGCAGUCAGGGUAUUGAUUCAAUGAAGACCAGACAGGUGUCAACACAUAUUCCCUUGGAGGAAGUUCCAUUUGUAAUGAGAGCAAUGGGGUUUUAUCCAUCAGAGGAAAAGAUUGAGGACAUGAUAAAUGAAGUCAAAUUUAGUGAGUACGUGCACACUGGAAAACACGUUACAAAUAUCAAUUUAGGGGAUUUUAUCAAGCUUUAUAUAAAUCAUCGACCAGCAUUUGGCUUGUCAAUGAAAGAAAUACAAAAUGCCUUCCAAGUUCUUGGUUAUGAUACUGAGAAUGGAGAAAUCGUUAUCAACAGAGGAGACUUACUGCAACAACUUCAGUGCAGAGGGGAGCAUAUGACAGAGGAGGAGCUGGCAGAGUGUCUUACCACCCUGUUGGGCAUGAAUCCAGAGGGUGGGAGAUCUGAGCUGGGCAUCUAUGAUCCCUCAGGUGCAGCAGCUUUGUUGGAAGAAGAAAUUCCAGAGGAAAUCACAGCAGAGAUAUUUACUGCUGAUAUUCUUGGCUUACCUACUUCUGAACCAGACGGAACAGAGACAGAAAAAAAUUAUGAACUCACGAGUAGCAUAGAGUCAGCAGAGUCAUAAUUGCCACAGAGUUUGUAGUUUUCUACCCAGAAAUGCAUUUUCUGUAAUCAUCUUUUCUCCUCAAACCCCUGGGAAACUAUAUUUUUGUAUUUAUUAUAAAAUAAAGAUAACAUAAACUUAAACAUACCUGAAACUCUAUGACAGCGUGUCAUAAAGCCAUAGGAUUAAAACACUUCACAAAGUCUGGGCCAAUAGUCAAGCAGCAACCACGAGGGAGUUCUGAGUUUGGAGCUCAAGAGGAAGCAGCUUACUCUGUCCCUAAGGACACCAUGUGUUGCUGAUCAAUGACCUCCUCAAUGAAUGCACUAAACACAGGAUUGGGUU
Messenger RNA from Gopherus evgoodei (Goodes thornscrub tortoise), 3812 nucleotides. It is a transcript of the gene CFAP251, whose product is annotated as WD repeat domain 66. The record is from RefSeq and is a predicted model, not a curated record. The coding region runs from base 57 to 3488 and encodes 1143 amino acids. Gene Ontology annotation, molecular function: protein binding. The transcript has 22 exons. NCBI's taxonomy places the organism in Eukaryota, Metazoa, Chordata, Testudines, Testudinidae. Gene Ontology annotation, cellular component: sperm flagellum.